AUGGUGGAGACGUCUCGUCAGGAGGACACGGCGCCCCAGAGCGCCCCCGCGCCCUCGCCAGAUGAUCACUACCAGCCGUCCGUGCGGAUGCUGCACAUCCCCAAGUGGCCCAACGGGUCGUGCGGCUUCCACCUGUCACGCAGCAAGUGGGACCCCUACCCAUGGGUGAGCGGGGUCGAUAAGGAAUCUCCGGCCGAAGUAACCGGACUGAAGGUUGGCGAUUGCGUUUUGGAGGUCAACAGCGAGGAUGUCUUGGGCAUGAGAAUCGCCGAGAUUGCCAACAUGGUGAAGAGUCGCGCUGACCAAGUGACUCUCUUGCUCUGGAGCACCGGACUGGAUCCUCAGUGCGCUCCGGACAGCCUCUGUUGUGGCCCCAUGCCACAGAAUCUGGAGCGUCUGUCCGCCAGCAUGUCCACCAUCCUGGCUGCCAUGGAAUGUCCAGUGUGCAUGGACACGAUUCCUCCGCCAGCCAUCCAGUGCCAGAACGGACAUCUCGUGUGUGCCAAAUGCCGAAUGCGAGCAGAUAAAUGCCCCGUGUGCCGCGAAAAGUACAGCCUGGGCCGCUCCUUGAUCGCCGAGCAGGUCUUCAACUCCCUCCGGGACGCCUUCAAUUUGCACGACGAAGUGGACGGAAAGCUCCGGGAGAAACUCUUCGGAGUGAAGAGUGUGAAAGUGCCUUUUAUGCGAACAAACAGUCAUCAGAAGCCCACGCAAUCGGCCACGCAGAAACUCCUGGCGAAGCUCAUGGGGAAGGCCACAUCGCUGGACAACCUGAGCAGCGGCCGACUUCUGCUUCCUCUGACUGAGAAUCCUGUGAAUCUCAAGACAAAAUCUCUCUCGCACAGUGAAAUCUUCGUCACUCCUGAGACUGAGACGGUGUCUGUCAUCAGGUGUCCGGGAAAGUUGCCUCCAACUUUGGGCACUCGUCGCCCGCCGUCCUGCCACACAUCCACAGAGAGUGUCAUAGAGAUUGUCGUGCCAAAGCUAGACAACAGCUACAGAUGUCCGUGCGGCGAAGAGUGUUCAGCUUCUCUGGCCGGCGCUGAAAUUCGCCAUCAUGUGCUGGAGGGUCACGGAGUGCCCAUCCUGACCUUCGGCACGACAUCAGCCGAGAUCUCCCUGCCUCCCAAGACGCCAAUUGAGAAUGCCUGCCUCAUUCUGCAACUGGAGCAAAAGACCUUCUGGCUGAGGUUGGACAUUUCCCAAGGAGAUCUCUUCACUUCGGCGCUUCUUCAGGGUCCAUCCUCAGACUGUUCCAGAUACCUGCUGGAAGUGGUCGUGCAGAAUGUGACUUCUGAGAAAAUAAUGCAGCGUCAACUGAUAAUGCGGAAUCCCGUCUUCUCCCUCCAGAGCCACUCUUGGCACGACCUCCUGCACCAUCGGAAGGGGAUUCUGUACACGAAAAAGAGCAUCACGUCGACCUUCGAUCCCGAAACGGAUGUCCUCCUCCUCAGAGCUUCCGUUAAGAGCAUGAGCGAAAUCGAGUGAACAUUCCAAGUUAUAUUCACCAUCGGUGUUCUGCAUACA
Molecule: messenger RNA, 1527 nt
Organism: Phlebotomus argentipes
Lineage: Eukaryota; Metazoa; Arthropoda; Insecta; Diptera; Psychodidae
Exons: 4
Coding region: 1-1488 (495 amino acids)
Biological process (GO): proteasome-mediated ubiquitin-dependent protein catabolic process; multicellular organism development
Cellular component (GO): cytoplasm
Molecular function (GO): ubiquitin conjugating enzyme binding; ubiquitin protein ligase activity
Source: RefSeq, a predicted model, not a curated record